AUGACAUCGCAAAGUGAAGAAUAUAAACACGAAUUUACAUUGCCUUCACUGCCACGUACUACUAGAGGUUUGCCGUUACCUUUGUCAUCUAGUCCAGAUGGAAACAAAUUUGUAUAUUGUGCUGGCAAUAGUCAAAUUUUUGACUGUGAUGUCUACACAGAACAUUCAACACUUACACAAGUUGCAAAAUAUGCCCCGUCUGGAUUUUACAUUGCUAGCGGCGACAAACACGGAAAAAUAAGAAUUUGGGAUACUACACAAUCGACACAUAUUUUAAAAGCAGAGUACGCUUUAAUUAACGGUCCCAUUCGGGAUAUUGCUUGGUCAGAAGACAGUAAAAGAAUGGCUGUUGUUGGAGAAGGGAAGGAAAGAUUUGGACAUGUUUUUCUUUUCGAUACCGGUACAAGCAAUGGAAAUUUAUCUGGACAGAGUAAAGCUAUGACUCUUUUCCAUGAACAUACACGUUUUGCUCAAUGUAUUCGGUAUAAUAAAGAUGGGUCAAUUUUUGCAAGUGCUGGGGCUGAUGGAAGGGUAAUUCUCUUCGAAGGCACAGAAGGAACCAAGAUCGGAGAACUUGUUGACAGCAGUGAUACUGCCUGUAAAGAAGCUGCUCAUGCUGGAGGUGUUUUUGCUUUAUGCUGGAAUUCUGAUGGAAAACGGCUAGUCACUGCCUCUGGUGAUAAAACAUUAAAGAUUUGGAACGUUGCUGAUAAAAAGAUUAUUGGAACAGUCCGUUUUGGCACAACAGUUGACGAUCAACAAUUAGGUGUUGUUUGGUUACGUGACAGAAUUGUUUCUUGUUCUCUUUCUGGAUUUCUUAACUAUGUUGAUCCUGAAACUUUAACAAUUACAAAAAUAUUAAAAGGACAUAAUAAAUCAAUUACGGCAAUGGCUUUGGCUAGUGAUGGAGAAAAUGUAUUUACUGCUGAUUUUGAAGGAAAUAUUACCCGUUGGAAGUUGUCUGAUGGCUCAUCCGAACGUUUAACACCCACAAUUCAUAAAUCUCAAAUUUCUUCUUUAAAAUUAUUAAAUGAUGGAACGCUCAUUUCUACGGGUUGGGAUGACACAAUUGCCUUUACAGAGAAAGCUUUAAAUAUAAUUGAUAAUGCCCAACCAAUUUCACACAAAUUAACUUCCCAACCGAGAGGUGUCGAUUCAACAAAAGAUGGCAAAACUGUCGCUGUCGCAACACAACGUGCAAUAUUAAUAUUUACAGAUAAAAGGCUAUUAAAAACAAAUGAAAUUAAAUAUGAAGGAAUGUGUAUUGCAAUAGCUCCUGAAGGAAAUCUUUUGGCAGUUGGGGGAAAUGAUGCCAAUGUUCAUGUUUAUGCUCUUUCAACAUCUGACAGUUCUUUAACCGAAAAACAAAAAUUAUCUCAUGGCGGUGCUUUAACUUCUGUAAAUUUCAGUCCAGAUGGAAAAUACCUUGUAGCAACUGAUAUUGCUAAAAAAGUAGUCCCGUAUAAUGUAAAUAAUGGAUUUAAAGUUGCUUCAGAAAAAUCUUGGUCCUUCCACACAGCGCGCAUCAACUGUUCUGCUUGGUCGAGUAAUAGUCGUUAUAUAGUCACCGGUUCUCUUGACACAAAUAUAAUGGUUUGGGAUUUGGAACAAAGUGGAGAACAUCCUUUACUCAUUCGAGGUGCUCAUCAAAUGAGUGCAAUAAAUUGUGUUGCUUUUUUGCCUGAUGGAAAAAGAAUAUUAAGUGUUGGACAAGAUGCCAAUAUUCGUGUUUGGAAUGUUAAAUUACCUAUAAAACCUUCUUAA
Messenger RNA from Meloidogyne enterolobii, 1764 nucleotides. NCBI's taxonomy places the organism in Eukaryota, Metazoa, Nematoda, Chromadorea, Rhabditida, Meloidogynidae. The record is from the annotation of a GenBank genome assembly.